This is a messenger RNA of Podarcis muralis (Common wall lizard), 3456 nucleotides long. It is a transcript of the gene DRAXIN, whose product is annotated as dorsal inhibitory axon guidance protein. NCBI's taxonomy places the organism in Eukaryota, Metazoa, Chordata, Lepidosauria, Squamata, Lacertidae. Gene Ontology annotation, biological process: Wnt signaling pathway; negative regulation of canonical Wnt signaling pathway; forebrain development. The record is from RefSeq and is a predicted model, not a curated record. Gene Ontology annotation, cellular component: extracellular region.
GUUUCCCACAAUCCUCUAGGAGGAAGGCGGGAUGAAGAUGAUGGAGGUGCAGAGGGGGAGAGAAAAUGACCCCCUACCACCACCCAGAGGGAAAGGAGCGCCAGGCUAGACUCCCCUUUCUCUCCCACCCCACAGCAAGCCAAUUCUCCCCCACUCCCGUCAUCUCCCUGGGAGAGAGAAUAUUACAUAUAAUUGCUGGACUGUCGCCUUUUUAAAACAUCUAGGCUACUGGGUACCAGUUCCCUUUGUCUCCUUUGUGUGCGUGUGCAUUUGUCUGUAGACCGAGCAGCGGCUCCCCGGCACUGCUCCGGGGGGGGGGGCGCCUGGCGACGGGAGCGCGCCUUCUCCUCUUUGCAAUUCAUAGAAAUCCAUCACUUCCCCUCCUAAUCGUACACACACACACACACACACACACACACACACACACACACAACCACACCCCUCUCCCCAGCAAAGCAUGCGCCUUCUCAAACACUGUUUCUUUCUAAGUCUGGGAGCUUUAGAAAAAGUCCUCCCAGUUUUUCCCCUGCUCUUGAAAACCCCCCGCACCUCACUUUUUUUUAAGAAGGGGGGGGGAAUAUUCCUAAACCCAACCCCUCUCUCCCCUCCCCUCUAUUUUCCCCUCUCCCUCCCGUUCAGCACUUCGGGUUUCAGGAGAAAGCAGCGCCUCGUUGGACCAGCCGAGCUGCCUCCCAGCGCUGGCUUAGCAGCAAGCAGGGCAAGGCGUUGCUUCCACUGUGAUCUGUCAAUUUUCACAGAAAAACUCGAGCCGAGGGAAAUUGCAACUUGGCUGGUCGCCUAUGGUGCACUAGAACGCCUCUCUAGGCAACCAGGCGGGAGAAAAAUCACCAUCAAAUACAGGAAUGAAAAACCACCAGAAGUACAACAGAGGCUAACGUUUUAAAAAAUAGGUCUGGGAGGACAGAAAAGUCUUAAAACUGGCAGCGCUCGUGUCUCUGUGGGCUCUGUUAGGUGGGGCAUUCCAUAGCUAGGGACGCCGCCACCCAAAACUCGCUCUGGACUUCAGAGUGAUGGAGAACAACACAGAGAAAGGCCUCCUUAAGGUUCAGGUGAGGCACCUGGAAGCAUGGCCUGCACCGCCUCCUCCUCUGCCUCCACCAUCUUUGCCUUCUGCCUCCUGACCAUCUGCCCCACAGACUCCCUCGACCCCGGGCCCGCCGCACCUCCCAGCCUCCCUGAGGUCGGCAACAGCUUCCCGAGCCGGGAGGCCUGGCCGCACCCGAUGAUAAGGACCACGGCGCACCACCGCGGGCAUGGCGGCCUGGGCAAACACGACCGGGCCCAUUAUGGCAUGCCGGCGCCCAGAGGGGGCAGGGAGGGGCCCGGCCUGCGGGUGCUGAGCCGGCCGGCAUCGGUCGACGACCCGGGGCGGACGGACCGGCCGGCGGGCCUCCGGCAAAAGGACGUUUUCCUGGGCUUUGAGUUUCCGUAUCCUGAGCAGGAAAACCAUGCCCCUGGGUCCGAACGGGUGAAGAAGCAGAACCGUGACCACAGGCGACACAGCCGGAGAGACAGGUUGAGGCAGCACAGAGGAAAAGCUUCUGACCCGGGUCCAAGCGCCCUGUACAAGAAACCCGAAAGCUUUGAGGAGCAGCUUCAGACCCUUCACGGCGGGGAGGGGUCUUCGGCCGGCUUGCCUCCCACCUCCUUCCUGGGCCCCACGGUAAAAACAUCCACCGAGGAGCCCCCUGCCCUCCACGCAACGUCCGCCCAGCCUCGGGUGCGAGUCAGGCAGGAAGGCGACGUUAUGCCCACCCUGGACAUGACGCUCUUUGACUGGACUGACUACGAAGAUCUCCGGCCGGAUAUGUGGCCUUCAAUCCGGAAGAAAGACAAACAGCGUGGUAAGAACGGGGGCAACGAAACCACCCCCGCCGAGGGAGAGUCCUGCGACCAUCACCUCGACUGCCUCCCAGGAUGUUGCUGUGAUCUACGGGAGCACCUUUGCAAACCCCACAACCGCGGCCUUAACAACAAAUGCUACGAUGACUGUAUGUGCACAGAAGGCCUACGCUGCUACGCCAAAUUUCACCGCAACCGCAGGGUGACCCGGCGAAAAGGCCGCUGUGUGGAGCCGGAGUCCGCUGAUGGAGAUCAAGGAUCCUUUAUUAAUGUCUAGAAGGGUACCAGGCUGCUUUCUCUGGGCCUGGAAGCAGGAGGGAUUAAUUUAUAACUAGUGUCACCCGGGAGGGACACGGACCAAAUGACUCAGACACUGUGGGCUAAGCUGGGAUUGAGACAAGUGCGUAACAGGGGCAGGUUUUCAAAAUUCAGUUGCAGUGGGCUGGGGCACACAGCCCUUCCAACUCAUCGAUUCUACGCUGCUAUGAAAUCCGGAGGCACAAUUCUACAUCUCCCCAAAGGAUUUAGCAGAUUUGGUCUGCUAAAAUUAAGAAUUAAACACUCCCAAGAGGAGCUUGCUGGAGUAUGCCUGUUGCUGCUCUUUCUGAGUCGCUGUUCCUGGCGGAGAGUCCCCUCUUUAUUGGAGGCAGACUCCUCUGGGAGUGUCUGUAUCGGGAGCGAUUGACUACUAUAAGCACACACACAUACACACUCAGUGAGCCAUGGGGCAGAACGAUAAACUUUUGUUGGAAGCGAGAGCAAGGAAUCAGCAAGGGUUGCACCCCUCUCGUGUCAACUGGGAAGUCUGGAGCGAGGAGUAAAUCCUGCAGCCUGAGCUGUCUGCUGCAGGUCUGCUCCUUUGAGACUUUGGCUUGUAUACAGUUGGGCGUACUGACUGGGGUGUAUGUACCAGAACAAAGAGACACCUCAUAUACAUGUGCAGGGACCCAAUCCAAGCCAGGCACUGUUAUAACUGCACCAAUCUGUGCAAAGGACCCCAAAUUCAGAAGGACACAGACAUCACUCAAACGAAGCACCACGAGAAUCUGAAUUUCACACCUCGUGCAUUUGAUCAAGCCAAUUCCUAGUACUUUUGCUUAUUAUCCAUUCGUCUGCACACAUCAAUUUGCUUCUGCUUCCUGUCAGUUGAGAGAAGGUCUGCAAAGUCCUGCCCCAUCUCUUCACCCAGAGGUUCCUGUUCAUUGCCAAGCUUACCUCCAUCAGGUCUAGAAACUUGAAUCCCAGCAGCCAUGGCAUGGCUUAUGAGCACCUGGGUCUUAACUUCCUCCCUCCUUCUCAUCCAGGACAUUGUCUCUUUUUUAAAAUCAAUGAAUCAUUCCCUGCCGGCUUUCAGCGUCUAAUUCAUUUGGUUAGCACCCUCCAAUCUCAGUUAUUUAUCAUUAUUUUAGGAGGAGUUGGGGGGGGUCCUUUGGUGGGGGAAGGGGGGGAUAUUUGCCACGUGAAGAGCAUAAGAACGUUUCUGGUUGCAGGGAGUGGAUCGCCUCCUGUUAUCCCUUUAGUCAAUGCCGUGGUGUGCUUGCAUGUUCCUAUUUUGAUGAGAUGUAAAUAAAGAGAUAGUUAUCCUUCACACAA